GUGCAGAGAAUGAGAGAAAAGCAUCUGUGCUUCAAUAAAGGAGAGAUGGAUAUCUGGGAAUGCGCGGAGUUAUUGAAUGACAUUGUGGAUGAGAGUGACCCCGAUCUGGAUGUGCCUCAGAUUGAGCACCUCCUGCAAACUGCAGAAGCCAUUAGAAAAGAUUAUCCUGACCAAGACUGGUUUCAUCUCACUGCCUUUAUUCAUGACUUAGGCAAGGUUUUGCUUCAUCCCAAAUUUGGCCAGUCACCUCAAUGGGCUGUGGUCGGUGAUACAUUUCCAGUUGGAUGUCCCUUUGAAAAAUCUAUUGUACAUCACCAGAUGUUCCUUAACAAUCCCGACUCUUGGGAUCCAAAAUACAAUAUUGGAUCAGGAAUCUACAAAGAGGGGUGUGGAUUUGAAAAACUUGUCAUGUCGUGGGGGCAUGAUGAGUAUAUGUAUCAGGUGAUGAAAGAGAACAAAUCAACGCUACCUCCACAGGCCUAUUUCAUAGUAUGCUAUCAUUCAUUCUAUGCAAUGCAUGUUGGAGGUGGCUACAAACAGUUGAUGAAUGAGUUGGACCACCAAAUGCUUCCAUGGUUGCUGAAAUUCAACAAAUAUGACCUUUACAGCAAAAGUAGCGUUCGUACCGAUGUGGAGAAACUGAAACCAUAUUAUCACUCUCUCAUUCAUAAAUAUUUUCCAGACAAGGUCAGGUGGUAA
Messenger RNA from Cryptomeria japonica (Japanese cedar), 699 nucleotides. RefSeq names its product inositol oxygenase 1-like. Gene Ontology annotation, biological process: inositol catabolic process. Gene Ontology annotation, molecular function: iron ion binding; inositol oxygenase activity. The record is from RefSeq and is a predicted model, not a curated record. NCBI's taxonomy places the organism in Eukaryota, Viridiplantae, Streptophyta, Pinopsida, Cupressales, Cupressaceae. The transcript is spliced from 8 exons. Bases 10 to 699 code for a protein of 229 amino acids. Gene Ontology annotation, cellular component: cytoplasm.